AUGGGCCGCGCAAAGAGGCAGACAGACCCUGGCAGCACCCCUAGACCCCCGGGACACGGGGGAGAUCAAACGAUCCGGUCAUACCUGCAGGCUGCGCCCCGGGCGCGGACACCGCAACGGGAGUUGGAGGCCGCAAGCCAGAUCAUAGAAUCACUCCCAUCCACACCAGCCAGGUUCUCCCCAACACUGUCAGAGUCACAGCAGCAGCAGCAAGAUGGUGAGUGGAGGGAUAUCAUACCCAACCUACUUACCAAGUCAGAUUUUGAGGCACUCUCAGACCGCAUUGGGCGGGUGGUACGCGAGGAGGUGGCCCAGCUGCGCGCCGACAUGGCGAACGUGGAGGCCCGCAUGGCGGUGGCAGAAACCGAGACCAGGGCACUGAGAACAGACUUAGAGCAAACUAACACAGCAGUUAUGACCCAAGAGGCAGAUAUAGCAUACCUCACCACGUGGGUUGACGAUUUGGAUAACCGCGGCCGCAGACUGAACCUGCGGGUCCGCGGGGUGAGAGAGGGGGGCCCCUCAGAGAACGUGCCAGAAGUGCUUCGGCAAAUUUUCACCCACAUACUGGGGGGCCAACAAGUACCCAGAAUUGGCCUGGUCCGCGCACAUAGGGCACUAAGACCCCUACCUGCGCCAGAAGAACAGCCCAGGGACAUCAUAUGCUGCCUCGACAACUAUCACCUUAAGGAAGAAAUACUACGCACAGCCCGCCGCAUGGGGGCCGUCCGCAUGGAAGGCCAGACUAUCUCCGUCUACCAAGAUUUAUCCAGAUACACCCUGCAAGCCAGGAGAGCCCUGCGCCCGGUGACAUCAGCCCUACAACAGGCAGGCAUCCAAUACCGCUGGGGCUAUCCGUUCUCGCUCUCUGCAAGGCACGGACAAGACCAACUCAUAGUCAGAAAGCCGGGAGACGUCCCGGGAUUCCUACGUAGUCUAGGCCUCCCACCACAACAGGUCCCAGAUUGGUUGGCAAGAUCGUUCCUCCAACAAGUACCAGGACCUCAAUUUCCACGCAGACCCAACGCAGGCCCACAAAGACCACAGCAACAGCGGCAACGGGACCGGAACCCGGGCCCAGCAAGGAGGGAGCAAUAA
Molecule: messenger RNA, 1098 nt
Organism: Pelobates cultripes (western spadefoot toad)
Lineage: Eukaryota; Metazoa; Chordata; Amphibia; Anura; Pelobatidae
Source: the annotation of a GenBank genome assembly